GCUGAUCGUCAAUCGCACUGUUGACAUUGUAAGACGUAUAUCAUUGGAAUUCGCACUGUUGCGUCGUGGAAUUCGCAUCAUUUGUACCAUUUGCGUCUCGUUCCGAGCGAAUAUUUGAAGAUGAAGAACGGCAACCAAAUCAUGGCGGAGGCCUUGAAGGAGCAGGGCUUGACUUAUGUUUUCGGCAUCAUGGGCCAUCCGGUGAUCGAGCUGGCCGUGUGUAUGCAGGCCGCCGGCCUCCAGUACCUGGGCUUCCGGAACGAGCAGGCCGCGUGUUACGCCGCACAGGCCUAUGGAUAUCUGACGCAAAAACCGGCGGUGGUGUUGUGCGUCUCCGGUCCAGGUUUGCUGCACGUAAUCGGCGGUAUGGCGAAUGCGCAGGUGAACUGUUGGCCUGUACUCGUCCUGGGUGGAUCUUGUCCGGAGGAUCACGAAGGGAUUGGCGGAUUCCAGGAGUGGCCGCAGGUCGAAGCGUGUCGUGCUUGCUGCAAGUAUGCCGCCAGGCCGCCCUCGGCCACCCUCAUACCGACGCACGUUGAGAAGGCAGUGCGAUUAGCUACUUACGGUAGACCAGGUGCCGCGUAUCUCGACUUAACCGCCACGUUAUUAACGCAAAACGUCGAGGAGAAUAAAAUAGUGAGAGUUGCGCCUUGUCCACCGCCGCCGAUGUCGUAUCCUGACAUGAGACUGAUUGAACGGGCGGCCGAUAUAUUUACAGCGGCCAAGAGACCACUUGUAAUAGUCGGCAAAGGAGCCGCCUACGGUCGAGCCGAGGAUGCGGUGCGAGAGCUCGUUCGCUCGACCGACGCGCCUUUUCUGCCGACACCCAUGGGGAAGGGAGUCGUGCCGGACACGGACGAGCAUUGCGUCUCCAGCGCGCGGACCUUCGCUCUGCAGCAGUCCGACGUGGUGUUGUUGUUGGGCGCGAGGCUGAACUGGAUGCUCCACUUCGGCCGGCCGCCCAGGUUCCAGAAAACCGUCAAGGUCAUACAGAUCGACCUGUGCGCCGAAGAACUGCACAAUUCCGUGUCUUCCGCCGUUGCCGUGCAAUCCGACAUUCUGCCGGCGGCUGAACUUUUGACGAGCGCGCUGAAAAGUCGACGCUGGCGCGUCGACCUACACGGCGCGUGGUGGAGCGAGCUCACGGCGAAAGCCAAGAAGAAUAAAGAGUUCCUCCAUCGAAUGUCAUCGGACACUAGCGUGCCUCUGAAUUAUUACACGGUCUUCAAGCACAUCCAAGAUGUCAUACCGAAAAAUUGUAUCAUUUGUUCCGAGGGAGCCAAUACAAUGGACAUUGGUCGGACUGUCCUCUUGAAUGACCUGCCCCGUCACAGAUUGGACGCCGGUACGUUCGGUACGAUGGGCGUGGGACUCGGAUUCGCGAUCGCGGCCGCUCUUUACUGCAAGGAGAGAGAGCCGAAGAAGAGGGUGAUUUGCGUCGAAGGUGACAGCGCCUUCGGAUUCUCCGGGAUGGAGAUCGAAACGAUGUUUCGGUACAAAUUGCCGGUGAUCAUUAUAAUUGUAAAUAAUAACGGUAUAUACGGCGGCCUUGAUAAAGAGACUUUCCGACAGAUGCAAUCAUCCGGAGAUCCCACGCAGGUGACUCCCCCGUAUUCCUUGACGUGCGAGACUCGUUACGAAAAGAUGAUGGAGAUGUUCGACAAGAAGGGAUAUUUCUGCACUACAGUGCAGGCCAUUCAACAGGCGUUGAAACAUUCCCUCGAGGUGACCGACAGUCCUAGUUUGAUCAAUAUUAUGAUCAGCCCACAGGCGGAUCGCAAGGAGCAAAAAUUCAGCUGGCUGACGGAAUCGAAGUUAUAAGCGUACGUGGCAUCGUUUGCGAUAAACUACUGGCAAUCAAUAUUUUACUAAAUAUGUGAAAUAAUGGCAACUGUGGGGAUAAGGAUUCUUCUUCUGCAAGAUGUACAUAUUGGUUUUGGGAAUUUCAUAAUUAUUUUAUGUACAGGUUUCGGAAAAUAUAUAAAAGGGAUAUUUUAUGUUA
This is a messenger RNA of Dinoponera quadriceps, 2002 nucleotides long. It is a transcript of the gene Hacl, whose product is annotated as 2-hydroxyacyl-CoA lyase 1. Lineage: Eukaryota; Metazoa; Arthropoda; Insecta; Hymenoptera; Formicidae. The record is from RefSeq and is a predicted model, not a curated record. The transcript has 13 exons. Gene Ontology annotation, molecular function: thiamine pyrophosphate binding; catalytic activity; magnesium ion binding. Gene Ontology annotation, biological process: fatty acid alpha-oxidation. Bases 121 to 1821 code for a protein of 566 amino acids. Gene Ontology annotation, cellular component: peroxisome.